GCUGGAAGUAGCAAAUGUGAAAUGCUACCGUAGCUAACGCGAUACGGCUACAAACAGCAGUCUACAGACCGGCUGAUGUAACAAAGGUCAAGAUAACGAGCAGCACUUUUUCUUAGUAGAUGCCUGGUUUUCGUCCUGGACUUUUCAGUAACAUUAAUGGAUCUGUUUUCAUUCGGAAACCGUGCCGGACAGUUAGCUUGCUAGUGUUGAGGGCUAGUUCACGUUAUUUCUUCUUGGACACGUUUCCUCCCUUUAAAACCCCCAAAGCUGAAUGUGCUUUCUGUCAUGUGUCCGGCCGGGUGCUCCCAUGUGAUCGGUUUCAAAGUGGACAAUUGGAAGCAAAACCUGCGCGUCAUAUAUCAGUGCUUUGUGUGGACCGGCACCGCAGAAACCAGGAGACGGAAGGCAAAGUCGUGUAUCUGUCACAUGUGUGGUGCACAGCUGAACAGACUGCAUUCGUGCCUAUACUGUGUCUUCUUCGGCUGCUUCUCUAAGAAACACAUCCACGAACACGCCAAAAACAAACGACAUAACCUAGCUAUUGACUUGUUAUAUGGUGGGAUAUACUGCUUUGCUUGCCAAGACUACAUAUACGACAAAGACAUGGAACAGAUUGCCAAAGAAGAACAGAGGAAGGCCUGGAAACUUCAAGGAGUAGGGGAAAAGUAUUCAACGUGGGAGCCCACCAAAAGGGAGCUGGAGCUGCUACGCCAUAAUCCAAAGCGCAGAAAAAUUACUUCCAACUGCACCAUAGGUUUACGGGGCUUGAUCAACUUGGGCAACACUUGUUUCAUGAAUUGCAUCGUGCAGGCACUCACACACACGCCACUGCUUCGUGACUUCUUCCUGUCGGACCGGCACAAGUGUGAGAUGCAGGCCAACUCCUGCCUGGUGUGUGAGAUGUCUCGGCUCUUUCAGGAGUUCUAUUCAGGCCACCGGUCUCCCCACAUCCCAUUCCGCCUGCUGCACCUGGUGUGGACACAUGCACGUCACCUGGCUGGCUAUGAGCAGCAGGAUGCACAUGAAUUUCUCAUCGCCGCACUGGAUGUACUGCACCGUCACUGUAAAGAUGAUGACAAUGGGAAGAAAGCCAACAAUCCAAAUCAUUGUAACUGCAUCAUUGACCAAAUCUUCACUGGCGGACUACAGUCAGAUGUUACCUGUCAAGUUUGCCAUGGUGUUUCCACUACGAUAGACCCGUUCUGGGACAUCAGUCUGGACCUGCCCGGCUCUUCCACACCAUUCUGGCCUCUGAGUCCGGGAGGUGAUAGCGCCGUGAUUAAUGGAGAGGGUCACAUGACCGGUUCCACCACACUCACAGACUGCCUGCGUCGAUUCACUCGGCCUGAGCAUCUGGGUAGCAGUGCCAAAAUUAAAUGUGGAGGCUGUCAUAGCUAUCAGGAGUCCACCAAACAGCUGACAAUGAAGAAGCUUCCUAUAGUUGCAUGUUUUCAUCUGAAGCGCUUUGAACAUUCAGCCAAGUUGCGCAGAAAGAUCACUACCUAUGUAUCGUUCCCCUUAGAGCUGGACAUGACACCUUUCAUGGCCUCCAGUAAAGAGAGCAGAGUAAAUGGCCAGUACCAGCAAACAGUAGAUGUAUUAAACAAUGACAAUAAAUACUCCCUGUUUGCUGUAGUGAAUCACCAGGGCACAUUAGAAAGUGGCCACUACACCAGUUUCAUCCGCCAGCACAAGGACCAAUGGUUUAAAUGUGACGAUGCCAUUAUCACCAAGGCCAGCAUUAAGGACGUUCUGGACAGUGAAGGGUAUUUGUUAUUCUACCAUAAACAGUUCCUUGAAUAUGAGUAGCUUUAACACACUGAUCAUCUGACUGUGGAAUGCUUCGUUCAUCCAGUGAGAGUGGCUGAGAGGGACAUCACCCCUGCAGCAGAGUACACAAUUAACACGAGCCUACCUGAAACUGUGACUACCCAUCGCUUCCUUCCCACAUAGGGGCCAAAGCAAAAGAGACAAAAAACUAAACAAAUCAUGCAACACAUUCAAACCAGCACUGAGCUAACUGUUACUUGAUGUGAGAAAAGCGGAGGAGAGGAAGAAGUGCAUGACUGCUUUCCGCCUCUCGUCACUUUCUCCACCGCUAAAGAAAAGGAGAGGAGGGUGAAAUGAACAGAUCUGUGAAAACAAGAGUAGAGGCACAUCUCAACUUUUGACUCGUUUUUGUUGUUUUUAUAGAGGGUUUUCCCCCAUUUAUUUUAUUUUAUUUUUUUUAUUUUCCUCUUUUGUUGUUCUGUUUUUUCUUCCCCAUGGUGCUCUCAAUCAAACUGACCAAGCAUUAGAAGCCUGCUGGGGUGAGUCACUGUCUAUUUUGCAUAUGAACUGUGAACUCAGUGCAGCAAAAUGUCCAAAAGAAAAAAAAAAAGGACUAGCACAUCAAAGAAAGGUUUGUUUUUUAUUUUGUUUUUAAAGGAAUUAUUAUGAAUAUUGUUUGAUAUUGGUCAUGAAAUACUGUAUGAAUUCAGUAUCUAGUCUCCAUUUAUUUUAAGCAUGGACUUGCCUGAAGCAGUAAAUUAUGUAGGUCUGGGUCAGCACUGCCACGGAAGCCAAGAGCCUAGGCAAGUGUGUGCUAUUUCCGUUUUCUGUUUAUUUCAAUAUUCUUGAGUACGCAAUCCGCAUUCACUUUUUGUUUUUAGAAUUCUCUUCCGUGUUUUGUUGAAGUGCAGUUGUUUCUGUCUGCAGGGUUUCCUUACCCCAAAUUUAUAAUUUGUAUCUCUAUUGUGUUGUGAACAAUUUUGGUAAGGUAUUGUAAAACUAAUGCUGGCCCUCUGAUGAAGAGGAGUAGCAGACCUGACCAUUUUUUGAGGCAAUAUUUGGCAAGACAGUGUUAUUUUAUUGUUGUGAGCCUCUGUGUGAUUUACCUUUGAUCAUCCCACAAGAGCCAAGCCUGUACAGUAGGCCUAUGCAAGGCAGGUGUUAAAGAAGGGUUUGCCAGUUUUAAGAAAUUCGAUCAGCAUCUUCUUGCUUCAACUUUAUCUGUGAUUGGUAGAGGCCAUUUUCAUAACUGAAACGAUUUGGUCAAACGCAUGUUUUAGAGAUCAACUCUCUCACUCGGCAUUUAAAAUAAAUAUAUAUGUAACAAGCAAUUCCUAAAGGUUGUCUUGUAUUAACAGCACAGCAUGACUGAUGAAGCAGAACAUCUCCGCUGUGCGAGAUGUGGCGAGUCAAAACCAUCACACAAGUGGCAAGCAGUCAAAAAUAGACAUAAAGUAUAAAAUUGCACUUUGUGCAUGCAACAGGUUUCAAAUGUUCCAUUAGCUAUAUUGUUACUAUUCUCAAAAACACAAUAAAACAGUAAAAUAUAACCAUUUCAUGCUCAUGUUCCUCUAUAUUCGCCAUGAUGCUGUGCUUUUGCCGCAUGCAAAAUGACGUAACUGUCGAACAGUUUGCGUCACUUCUAUUAUGUUGUGAAUGGUCCCUGCAAUGUGACAGUCAGGUAGAGACACAAAAAAGGAACUCUUCCAGGAACAGUGUACUUCUUGUUCAGAAUAUUUAUUGGAUCUUUUAAUAACGAGUGACCCAGGAUAAGAAUUUGGCCACAGGUUUUGUCCUAACGCACAUUUGUUUUGACGUCUGGUCACUUUCUUACAGAUUAGAUACAGAGAUUCUAUAAAAUGUGGUUUAAUUUGACCUUACCAUGUAGGUGGUUACUGUAAGCAUUUUAAUGCAAGCUGUAUUGCUGACUGUCCCUGCUGACCUAAAUGUUUCUAUACCUCCGUCUCAGGUAGUCUGUCUCCGUCUCAUAGUAGUAUGGAAAGCAAGGCAUUUGAAAUGUUCCUAAUUUUAUUUUUUCUCACACUACAGCACGCCGAAGCCUAUGCACUUAAAAGCAUGACCUAGCAUAUGGUAGCAUAGUGUGUGUUAUGUGGUUGUGUUCCCCCCCCCGCCGUACUGUGUUCCAACACACGACCCGUCCUGCUCUAGGGCACCUGAUAGUUAUUGGGUAAUGGUGAGGUGUGAGGUCAGCAGUUUUUAAGCCAGUUUUAAGAACACUUUUUUUAUAUUUUCCAACCCCCAAUUCCAAAAAAGUUGGGACAUGGUGUAAAAUGUAAAUAAAAACAGAAUGUGAUGUGCAAAUCAUGGAAACCCUAUAUUUACUUGAAAGAUUAAAUACAAAGAUGACAUAUCGGAUGUUGAAACUGAGAAUUUGUGUGUGUGUGUGUGUGUGUGUAUAUAUAUAUAUAUACA
Neoarius graeffei (lesser salmon catfish) is the source of this 4203-nucleotide messenger RNA. Its product is annotated as ubiquitin carboxyl-terminal hydrolase 22-like. The transcript is spliced from 13 exons. The record is from RefSeq and is a predicted model, not a curated record. NCBI's taxonomy places the organism in Eukaryota, Metazoa, Chordata, Actinopteri, Siluriformes, Ariidae. Gene Ontology annotation, biological process: protein deubiquitination. Gene Ontology annotation, molecular function: cysteine-type deubiquitinase activity; zinc ion binding. The coding region runs from base 286 to 1809 and encodes 507 amino acids.